CUUAGUGUCAGUGCCUAUCGAGCCCAUGCAUCUGCACACAAGAAGAUCCUGUCCAGCAGCUCCUACCAGACGCAGUUCAACUACGGAAGCACGGCGGCUUCCUCCGGCUCGGCACCGACCACGUCUGGACUGUUUUCAGUGAAUGCUACCGACUUCUCUUCUACUACCAAAACUACUACCACUACUACUACUGCUACUGCUACUACCGCUACUAGCAUUUCUUCUAGAAAGCGUGCCGCUAUCUAUCCACCUAACACCACAAACAAAAACGCCACAGACUAGUGUUUGGGGAGCGACAGAACAAAAGAAAAACCAAAAAGUGUCGGUGUGUGCGUGUGGAGUGCAACUUUGCUGCAUGUUGAGAAGAAAGUUUUGGGUUUCCUCCUUAAGCGCACCCACACACGCACCCCCUUAACCAACCAGCCGCGUAGCUAGGCCUUAAGUGUGUGCGUGUGUCCGCUGGCGCAAACAUGGAAGUUGGCCGGAAGAUAAAGUUUCUGCUUCCAACCGGGAACAACGGAAGUAACGGUGGCAACAACGGUGGCUGCAGUGGUGGCGGAAACGUCGGAGGAAAGAUGGACCCGGCCAACCCGAACGCUGCCCUGAUACCGACAUGUUCGACCAUUUCCGGCCAGUCCUCCUCCAGCGGGGCCCCGGGUACGGCCAUAGUGGCCAUCGGGGGCGUCGGCGGUGGCAUCGGUGGCUCGUCUUCGGCCAUGGUCCCGGUGACCGGUGCCGGCGGGUCGACGCUGCUCAGCCCCACGUUGCUGUCGCCGGGCACCAACACCGGCACGGCCUCGAUUGCCACGUCCCGGGACGAGGAGGAUGACUCGAGCAACCAGGUGUCCUCGGCGGGCAGCAAAAGCUCCGGCCAGCGUUUUAGCUCCGGUUCGUCCCGGACCCUGGUCGGUCCGACCACCUCGCUGGUGUCCCGCUCGACCAGCAACGAACUGUCCGCAGUUCGUCCGCUGCGUCAUCCCAGCUACAACUCGUUCCGAACGUUGCGAACGGCGUCCAACUCGUCGGCGGGAACCAUCGACCAGCCGGGUGCCGGAGGAGGACCCCGAACCGGACUCGGCUAUCAGUCCAUCGAUCGAAGUUUCAGCUUCAACGAGGCCGACCAGCGGCGCAACCGGCAGCGGGCGCGGCAAUCUUCGUCCGUCCGGUGGAACGAGGCGUCCUUUUCGCGCCAGUCCUCGACCACUUCCCGGGGCCGGCGACCCUCCCGGGGGCGUCGGUUCUCACUGCGGGAUCCAACGCUGGACGAUGACGACGAAGACGACGUUAAUGAGAUUAAUCAAUUAUCCUCGAUGGAUAGCGGGGGCGGUGUCGGUGGAUCCCUGCGAGGUCCCGGCGGAGGCCAACUGCUGCAAAAGUCAAUGUCCAACGGGAUGACCCAGGGCGCCCAGAGCUGGAAGAAGCUGCGGGCCGUGAUGGCGUACUACUGUUCGCUGCGAAAGAUCAAGAGGACCAAGUCGAACCAGCGCUGGAUGAAGCUCCGGACGACGGUGCAGAUCUCGUCGGCCAUGUCGGUCAAGAAGCCGCCGCUCAAGCGGGAAGACUCGUUCCUCAAGCGCUUCUCGACCCGGCAGAUCCCGGAGACGCAGGAAACCGUCGAGGACACCGGCUCGGAGGGCGCGACGGACGCGGACAAAACGGUGCGGCGCCGGCGCCGGCUGAAGAUCCCCAAGACCGUCGUCAACCCGGACGAGAACUUUUACUUCUACUGGCUGAUGACGGUCACGAUCUCCAUCCUGUACAACCUGUGGACGCUGAUCGUGCGGCAGAGCUUCCCGGAGCUGCAGGAGAACGCCAGCCGGUUCUGGCUCAGCUGCGACUGCCUCACGGACUUUGUCUUCAUCGUGGACGUGGCCGUUCAGCUGCGCACCGGCUACCUCGAGCAGGGCCUGAUGGUUUACGACUCGAAGAAACUGGCAGGCCACUACCUUCAUUCGAGUGAAUUUUUGUUCGACUUAGCGAGCUUAGUACCCUUAGAUAUCUUACAAAUUCGUCUCGGCGCGCAGCCGUUGCUGCGGUUUCCUAGGUUUUUCAAGGUUUAUCGUGCCAUUAAGUACUACUACAUCGUCGAAAGCAGAACGGUUUGGCCCAAUUUGUGGCGGGUCGUAAAUCUAAUCCACAUCCUGCUCAUCCUGGCGCACUGGUUCGGGUGCUUUUACUUUCUGCUCUCCGAGGCGGAGGGCUUUCAGGGCGACUGGGUGUAUCCGUACCGGCCAGGGGAUUAUGCAACGCUCACCCGGAAGUACCUGGGCAGUUUGUACUGGUCGACGCUCACCCUGACCACGAUCGGCGAUCUGCCGACGCCGGAAACGAACGCGGAACCGUCACAAUCGGCGGACGGCCCUAGAUCUCUUCCGCGACGUGGACUUAAAUCCCGACUCUUGCAGUUCAACUCGAGCCGAGGGUACGUGUUCACGAUCGUCAGCUACCUGAUCGGCGUGUUCAUCUUCGCGACCAUCGUCGGCCAGGUCGGCAACGUGAUCACAAACCGGAACGCGAACCGGCUCGAGUUUGAGCGGCUGCUGGACGGCGCCAAAACGUACAUGCGGCACCACAAGGUGCCCGGCGGGAUGAAGCGGCGCGUGCUGCGGUGGUACGACUACAGCUGGUCCCGGGGCCGGAUACAGGGCGGCGGCGACAUCAACACGGCGCUCGGUCUGCUGCCGGACAAGCUCAAGACGGAGCUGGCGCUGCACGUGAACCUGAGCGUGCUCAAGAAGGUCACGAUCUUCCAGGAGUGCCAGCCGGAGUUUCUGCACGAUCUGGUGCUCAAGAUGAAGGCGUACAUCUUUACGCCCGGCGAUUCGAUCUGCCGGAAGGGCGAGGUGGCCCGCGAGAUGUUCAUCAUCGCCGACGGCAUCCUGGAGGUGCUGAGCGAGACGGGCAAGGUGCUGACCACGAUGAAGGCGGGCGAUUUUUUCGGCGAAAUCGGCAUCCUCAACCUGGACGGGUUGAACAAACGGACGGCCGACGUGCGGUCGGUCGGCUACUCGGAGCUGUUCUCGCUGUCCCGCGAGGACGUCCUGACGGCGAUGAAGGACUACCCGGAAGCACAAGAGAUCCUCCAAACGCUGGGACGCAAAAGACUGAUGGAGGUGCGCUGCGUGAACAAGAAGCACGCCAGCAAACACGCCGCGAAGGAACACGGCGUUGAACAUAGCUCAAACGUAACCAACAACAAUAACAACAAUAACCAAGGUGAUAGUAGUGAUAAUAGUGCCUCAAAACGUAUCGUAGAUAAGCUUAGAAGUGAUGUUAAGGGAUUUAAGAAUGCGCUGCGCAAAUCAAGGACGGGAACAACUAGACGUAGUAACGAAUCGAUCGAGAUGCAACCGCUGCACGGUGGCGGCGGCGGUGGCAACACGAGUGGGGGCAGCGGUGGCAGCGCCAGCAGCAAAACGCCCAAAACCAUGCUGCGCCGGAUGCCCCGGGUCAAGUCGGACGAGGUGCACACCGAGGACGAGGGCGGCGGCCGGGACCACGACAAGGUGCCGAGUCCGAUCGGUGCAGGGCUUCCACUGCUGCAGCGGCUGCGGCUCCUCAAGGAGAAACAAGACCGUGAAGAGCGUGCCGCAAAGGCGUCAUCCGCGGGUGCCACCGCCAUGGGCCACGUGGCCUCCGCAAGCACCACCACCGCUCAAAUAAUCUCACCGCCACCGCCACAUACUCACGUAACAUCUGCCAUAUCACCGCAGGAAUCGAUACAGGAAGAGCCGGAACCGGAAGUGAUCGGGGCCGGGCUGCCACUGAUGCAGCGGCUCCGGAUGCUCAAGGCCAAAGAGGACCGCCAGGCCCGGGACGCGCAAUCGAAGCUCCAGGUAGCUUCAAACCAGACAACAUCCAGCUCACCGUCGCUGAUUCAGAGCCUGAGUCCGACGUCUCCCAUCCAGGUGAAGGCCAGUCCGCCAAGCCCGAUCCUGAACACCAGCGCCGCGGCUCACCACGGGAAAAGCUCGAUGCGGGUAUCGUUCAAGGAUCGCAUCAAGAGCAUGCAACGGCAAGAGUCCAAAGCGGAGUCCCGUGCGGCGGUGGCAGCUGCGGCUCCAGCGACCAUCGCCGAAACCACCGACAUGAGCCAGCACCUGCUGACGAGCGUGCCAACGAAACCUGCCAAGCCAUCGGCGGCGCAAUCGCUAAAGGACAAGAUCCGAUCGCUAGGGCACUUGCAACGAGGCGGCGAUGAUCAUCAGUUGAAGCCGUGGUCCAAGCUGAAGCUGGCCACGGUGGUAAGCGUGGGUGGGAGUUACACCAGCUUGAACAACAGCUUCAACGAGGACUCGCCGAUCCUGGAGCAGUCGAAGAAGAGCCGCCACAAAACCUCUAUCCCGGCGGAUUUGAACCUAUCCUCGCUGGUGUCCACCACACCUCCUCCGAUCUCUUCCGCGCCCCCAACGACCACGGCCAGCGGGUCCGUAUUUCAACCACCGCGAAAAGUGUUCAGCCAAAGUACGUUCGUCGACAAGGUCUGCACGAGCGACAGUGAAGUGAUGACGAGCAAGAAGCAACCUCCACCACCGCCGGCCCGCGUUCGCAUGAAACAGAAACCGAAGCCGAUCCAAUUGACCAGCGAACCGAAGGAUUACAAAAGUUACGUGUCCGUUGACGACCUGUCGCCCGAGUACAGCGGACUGCCGUUUGUGAAGCGCCUCAAGAUACUGAACGAACGCCAAAAGCUGGCCGAACUCGAAUCGGCCAUGCAAACCCGUAGCCUUAGUCUAGAUUGUACCGAUUCCAACAGCAGUAACGCCGGCUACGAACCGAUCGAUCAGCUGUCACGCAGCAAAAGCGAAGGUUCCGGCAUAGCGUGCUCCCACUCCAAGAGUGCCUCUCCCGUAACACACCAGCACCACCGAACGGACAGCGGUGGCUCCUUCGUCGGAAGUACCCCGCUCAGUCCCGAGUCGAACGAAACGCCCGAACGGCGCCAGCUCAAAUCGAUCCUCAAGAAGCUCUCCGAGGACAAGGUCGCCCUGGACCAACGGCAAGGCAUCAUGCCGAACCGGGAGCUGAAGAAGCUGAUGCGAGCCCAAACGGUGGAAGGGUACGUUGCUAGACACAGCAAGUUCGCAAAGAGCGUUACCUUCAAUAGAAACACACUCUCUAGUCCUCCCGCAAGUGUUCAUGUACGUGAGUCUAUUGAAGACAGCACUCUUUUUCCCAUUCCUAGCGCACAAAGUACCACGACCACCACCACUACCACCGUGAUCGCGAGUGCCACGACCACCACGACAAACACGGCCACCAACUCGACGAGCGAGGAAAGUUCGCUCUCCACGGUAGCCAAGAACAUCCAGUUCACCGCGACCUCGCAACUUCCGCUCGCGCCGCCGACGCCACCCACCACGUGUGACACCUCCGUGACCUCGCACCAGGCCCUUGCCGUCGUCAGCAACAACGGGUACUACGAACCGGACGCGGUGUUCCACGCCAACGGAGACCUCUCGAUCGCGGACGAUUCACCGUCCAAAGGGUCGUCACUGUCGGCGUUCGGCGGCCAGCGGAAGAUCAUCAAAGGUUCCCUCGAGGAGCAGGAGUUCUUCGGCGAGGUCCUGCUCGGCAUCAAGCAGGUCAUCCAGACGCAUAUGAAGGAGAUACAGGUUAAGUUCCAGGACAAGUUCUUCAACCUGGAGCUGGAGGUGAAGAAGCGGGACGACAUCAUAUCAAAGCUGCAGCACCGCAUCCUGGAGAUGGAGCGGGAGCAGCAGGAUCAGCAGCUGGUGGCGCUGAGGGCGUACGACGACGACGGGAACGAGGACGAAGAUGUGCUGGUGUUCCAGCAGCAGCAGCAGCAGCAACGGCAGGGAUCCUCCGGCAGUGGUACCUCGCGGUCGUCCGACGAGCUGCCGUUUAUGCGCGGUGACUCCCUCGACACCAUCUUCGCCUCGUCGCCCCACUCCGAUUCGGACGCACCCCGCGCGCCAAAGGUCGUUCGCAACCGGAAACCUCGCAGCUCGCCCCGCCAUCGGCCCCUCCGAAAUCGACCGCCACCGCCGGGCUGGGACGAAAGCACCGACCAGGACAGCUUCGACCGACGGGACUCUCCGCCCGUCGCCGUUGCCGCGGCGGUUCCACCUCCGGUUCCUCCACGCCGUGCGUCUUCCUCACCCGCCGUUGACCGGAUACGCAGUCCGUAUCGGGACAUUGUGAUAUCGGAACUCACGGGGAACAUCAUCUCGGACAGCGUGAUCGUCAACAUCGAGAAGAGUUCCAGCUCGGAACAUUCCGACAACAACUACGAAGAGGAGGGAGGGGAAGAGGAGGGUGAGGAGGAGGAAACAGGGGAGCUGGGAGUGGAGGAGGAGGUUGAAGAGGAGGAGGAUGACGAGUUCGCCAGCGAGUCGGGCAAACUGGUCCAGAACCGGGGCAGUCGGAGCAGUGACGAUGACUUUUACGUCGAUGACUUCGAUGUCGACGAGGAGGAGGAAGAGGAGGCGGAAGAGGAAGAAGAGCAGAUGAACCACAACGACUGGGAGGUUCGCAUGCUGGCGGCGGAACUGAAGAAGCGCGAAAGUGUCAGCACGGACUUCCCGAGUGACGUGGACGAGCACGACGGGCUGCUGCGGCGACGCCGAAAACGCAGCGAAACGGACACCGACGGCAGCGGGGCCGAACUGGAGGUGCUGAGGAGACCCCGCGCAGCCAGUCUGGACCAGCACAACCUGCGACGGAUGGCCAGCAUGAGCUCGGCAGCAGGGCCAAGCCAGCAGCAGCAGCAGCAACGACGCCGAGGUUCCAUCUUCAAGGCCAUGAGCUUCGACCGGGACAAAGAUCGUCUCUGAGAAUUAAGGCUCAGAUGUGACGUGUGCAUGUUCACCAGUAUCACCAACGUGAUCAUCAUCGAGUGGAACAAGCGGUAAUCCGAAACCAGAACCAAACAAAAAAGUAAAAAAGAACGCACUAUUAUGUAAGCAAACAAAAAGUAAACAAACGAGUUGAAAGAGGUAGACACAAGUUGAGCUAGUUUAUAGACCCCACAUCACAAGCCCCUUAACAGAUUGAUAGAUUCUAUUGAUUGAGUUGAGAGCAGCCUACGAAACAUUUAGGGAAUAGUCCAAACUAUAGCGUGAAUACGGUAGAAAUUUUGUUGCAACAACAACAACAGAUAAAAUACCAAAAAACAGAGAUUUUAUCGCACGUUUUGCACACACACACACAUUAAAGAAAAUGAAUAUAAAUUAAGCUCGCGCGUUUAGUUACAUUGUUACAUCAAAAAGAGAGAGUAAGAGAGAAUGCUUUUCAUAUUACGACCAGAGAAAAAGAGAGAGAGAGCGUUGUUACCUAUUUUCAGUUCGUGUAGUGGCGUGAACAAGACGAGUUAAAGUUCCAAGUACCGACGUUUUAAGAAAAAUUAAAAACAUAAUAACAGCUGAGCGCUAACCUAACUAUACGAUGUAGAAACUAUAGCAAACAGAAACAAUACCGUCUGUGCGGUAGUGAAUUUUAAAAUCUAAACACCUAGCGAAGCAUUACAUCCCGUCCAGAUCCAGUUGGUUCUUCCCUCCGAUUGCGUUGAUCGGUUGAAUUAACUUAAGACAAGUUCAGUAUCAUCACAAAGUGGUGCAAUUUCCCUGUCGUUUUUAUCUCAUGUUAGUUGUUAUUAUUUUUGGUAAGGUGCAGGGUGACCACUCGACUUGUGUUUUAAAAUAAAUACCGAUAACAUCUUUAGAAAUACAGCAACACGGUUUUUUUUACCAAAUAUCUGCCUAAUUUUUUCAAGUUUUUUUUUCAAUUUUGUCUAAAGUUUUAGGCUGGUUUUCGAAAAAAAUGAAGUUAGUCUCACUCAUCAUCAGUCAUUUUCGACAACAGGAAAUGUGUCGAAAAGUCGUGUUGCCAAAAACGGAAUGGCACUGUAGUAAGUUCACAGAUAAACUGACGUAAAUCAUUGAACAUUUUUAUUAAACAUCCAUCGGUCGCUUCUCACUAGAGCCACCUAGUUUAGAACGUGUGCAUCGCUUUAAAUGGUUGAUAGAGUGAGUGAAUGGUGAGUGGUAGUGAGUUUAAAAUUGCCGCGGUGAGUUUUCAAUAAUUCAAAUUAGCCGUUCAAUUGCUGUUUUUUGGAAUAAGAAAGUGAUUUACGUCUGUUUGUCAGUGGUAAAUACACAAAUGAUUACAUACGAUUGGUGAUAUUUUUAUUCACAACGAUAAAACUACAAUGAUCCUUUGUACGAGUUCACAUUUUCAAUGGAAAUUUAAGUGCAAUCAACUAAAAUCAAAAAGUUUUUUUUCGCAAUCAUAUCGCCGUUUUCAAGAUAUAGCCAGCCAAACUUUUAUUUUCGAUUUUCAAUGUUAAAAAUUAAAACAUUCGUGAAAUUUCUAUUUUCUAAAACACUAUUUUUAUUUUUUUAAAUCAAGAAUAACUUUUUAAAAGGGCCAAACAUCACCCUUUCGAUAUGUUAGUCUUGAUUUAAAAAAAUGAAAAUAAGAUCGGAAAAUUUCACGAAUGUUUCAUGUUUAUAAAAAAAGAAACACAUAAAAAUUUGAUUCAGCAAACCAAGGUAUAUUUUGUGAAUGUUUUUAAAUGUGCAGAUCAAAAGCAUUUUGAAAGGAAACUGAAAUUUGUAAACUGUAAAUUUGGAGGACCGUGGUGUAGGAGUAAGCGUGGUUGCCUCUCACCCAGUCGGCCUGAGUUCGAUCCCAGAAGGUCCCGGUGGCGAAUUUCGAGACGAGAUUUGUCUGACCACGCCUUCCGUCGGAUGGGGAAGUAAAUGUUGGCCCCGGUCUAACCUAAAGGGUUAGGUCGAUAGCUCAGUCCAAGUGUAGGAGUCGUCUCUUUGGGUCCUGCCUCGGUGGAGUCACUGGUAGGCAGUUGGACUCACAAUCCAAAGGUCGUCAGUUCGAAUCCGGGGUUGGAAUGGAAGCUAGGUGUAUAAGAGGUUUGCAAUUGCCUCAACAAUCAAGCCUUCGAACACCAAGUUUCGAGUAGGAAUCUCGUAAUCGAGAAUGCCAUGGCAAUGCUGUAGAGCGAAUAAUUUGAUUCGAUUUGUUUGUAAAAAGGUCAUACGGAUAUUUGCUCAGCAAGAGUUAGUUGCCUUAGUCAUAGGGAAGGCCUCCACAAAGGUUUAGCCAAAUAAAUAACAAAUAAAUUCUCUUUCGGAAAUUCAGGGAGAAUGGUUCAAGUGUACCCUAUUUAGACUACAUUUUAUAAGUGACGAUAUCUUGGAAACUAGCCGAUUUUCAAUAUUCAAAAAUGAAACUUUUGUGGAUUUUGUUUACCUCUUCAAUAAACAUAUUUUUGAUAUUAUUAUAAUCUAGAAAAAACCAUUUGAAGUCAAGACUGGGCACAAUAAUUAAGAAAUUUGAGAUUACUGUGUUGUGUGUGUGCGUGUGCGUGCAACCAAUCAAACGGGACCACGUGGUCGCUUCUUACAAAUUGAGUUGUUUCCAUGUAUUUUUAGAUCUACAUUCUAUACAUGCAAAUAACUCGCAUAGGCAUUUGGAUGGUGUUAGCUCUGCUGAGCUUAGGUGACCCAUUCCUACGCAGGCUAGCCGUGCGCGAGGUAUCUCAGCUUGAAUCGACAAGCCCCGCCCUAAUGAACGUUUGCAGCAAUCGGAUUCAAACGUUAUUUAGAACUUCUGAACCUUUGUCAAAUGGACAAAGACCCAGCGCGUAUAUAGUUUCAGUGGUAACAGUGUUCUUAAUUCCAGUCGUAGCUCACCAAGCCGUAAUGGCUUAGUGUUUUGCAUUUUUGCUUAACAAUCCAAACGACGGGGGAUCGAACCCCGAUUCGAGUAAUUUUGAUUUUCGUUCAUGUUCAGAGCUUCAAUUUAUAUUUCCUAAACUUUCUCGUUGGGAGCAGAUGGGAAUCGAACCCAUGACCAAUCGCUUACAAAGCGAGCAACGUAACCAGUCAGCUACGGCCGCUCCUUUAUAGUAAAAAUUUGGCGUGGUUGUCUUGAAUGAUGUGUGUGUAUGUCAGAAUAUAUGAAAGAAUGGUUGUCUCAUAAAAAGAACGAGCUCACCGGUUCGCUUCUCUUCAAACGUCUUCAGGAAGGUUGUUAAAACAGCGGUCACCAGAUUAGCUAUGGAAAGCACGAAGCGAACCAUGCCGGUUACCGCUUGGGCUGCUUCCGCUUGCCCAAAAAAAAUUGAGAUUACUGUGUUGUUUGUUAAAAUUAACCGAACACAUUUUCUUCAACGUAAUAUAAAUGUGAUUGUAAAUUUUUAAUUUAAAAUGAACAAAUCAGUUUCCAUUGAAUAAAAAUAAAUCAUAAAUGGAGUUUGAGUGGUCACCAUGUUCCUUUCUGGUUUUAGUUGCUUUACUUUAUUUCAGAUUUGAUAAUGGUCGUUACCAAUCCUUAAGUUUUAAGUCAUUCCUCCAACAGUCACGUUCAUUAAACAUCACAUAUUGUAGCACAAAGUGAAUCUAAGGAAAAUACCGAGUUACAAAUACCCUUUUUCAUCCUGCUCGAUUUUUAAACUUACUACUCUUGUUAGUUUUAUAACAAAGUUUAUAAACUCUAGUGAAUACUGAACGAGUUGUAUUAACUGUGCCAGUAUUAUUAUUACUAUAUAUGAAAUAAACACAAACCAAAAGCAACAACAAGUCAGAACCCAAUUGAAACCACGUAAACGUUAACCGUUAAUCGUAACGUAACACAGAAAUAAACACCAGAAGAAAAGGGUGAGCUCGAUUCGGUAUGGCAAAGACAACAUACUAACGAUCCUAAACUGAGAGACAAGUGCGACGACCAAAAACAAACAGAGAAAAAAAACAACAAACUUUCUUAUCUUAACGUAGCAUAGAUUAGUAUCACACAAAAAUGUAACAUAAACAAGCGAAACACGCGUAACUUAAUGGUUAAGGCGAACAAACAAACUCACAACCUUAACAACAACAAAAAAAAGAUGCUUUAGUUGAAGCUGAUUCAGCAAACAGAGGCCUGUGCUACGGACAGCAUGAACCAGCAGCGAAAUGCGAUUGGUAGUGAUUUGCAGACUUGGAUUCCACACAAAAAUACACAUUUGUUGAGUUUGACACAAACACACAGAGACACACUUAACACGUUCGAAUUAGUCAAUUAGUUACCUUAAGUCGAUCGCGGACCACGAAGCAAUGUGAUAGAAGAGCUGAAGGAAAUUUCCCAACAAAAAAAAAAAAACAAACAAGUUAGCGCUAAUGUUAGGUCCUUGCUUUGGUGAAAUUUAAAUGUUUAUUUUCUAAAUCAAUUUUAAAUAGUUUACAAGCAAUCGUGCGUGAAGUUGUUACAAAUCAGUUGAUCAGGAAAACAAACUAAGACAAACGCUUUAAAGCAAAUCGAAGCAUCUUUUUACUUUAAAACAAGAGAACAAAACAGCAACGACAACGGAAACCACACAAAGUAUUCAUUUAAAAAAAAAAAGACGACUACUCACAAUCCCUGCGCGGUCUGUGUUUAUCUUUGUCUCCCAUCGGAAUGAACGGAAGUGCGGAAGUAUUAUAGGCAACCGGAAAUCACAA
Molecule: messenger RNA, 11456 nt
Organism: Culex pipiens pallens (northern house mosquito)
Lineage: Eukaryota; Metazoa; Arthropoda; Insecta; Diptera; Culicidae
Gene: Cngl
Exons: 18
Coding region: 471-6797 (2108 amino acids)
Biological process (GO): transmembrane transport; monoatomic ion transport
Cellular component (GO): membrane
Molecular function (GO): monoatomic ion channel activity; protein-containing complex binding
Source: RefSeq, a predicted model, not a curated record